Notothenia coriiceps (black rockcod) is the source of this 3660-nucleotide messenger RNA. Its product is annotated as protein Shroom4-like. Gene Ontology annotation, cellular component: apical junction complex; cortical actin cytoskeleton; apical plasma membrane. Gene Ontology annotation, molecular function: actin filament binding. Gene Ontology annotation, biological process: actin filament organization. Bases 1 to 3660 code for a protein of 1219 amino acids. Lineage: Eukaryota; Metazoa; Chordata; Actinopteri; Perciformes; Nototheniidae. The record is from RefSeq and is a predicted model, not a curated record. The transcript has 4 exons.
AUGAGGGAGGCUCAUCAUGCAGCACGUACUGCAAACUGCAUGGUGGAGGCCGCUCUCCUCUGGGGAGCGCUGACGCUGUGUCUGGCUGCGAGGCAUGUGAUUGGAGAAAACACCGGGAGCAAAGGCAUGGCAGGGAUGGAGGUGAAGGAGAUGCUUUCACAGCAGGAUUUAUGUGCAGGAGUGCAAAGUAAACGUGACUUACAGUGGGGUCAGCUGUCCAGACCUUACUCCUCCACGGACCGAAGCAGUUCCCUGGGCUCCAUGGAAAGCUUGGACACACCAACACCAACACCGCAGACAUACUCUGACUCCCAUAUUUCCCCCGUCGACCCCACCCUCUUCAACAACAAAAGAGACUCUGCCUACAGCUCAUUCUCCGCCAGCUCAAACACAUCUGACUACGCAACGGUGCCACUAAGGCCCGGUGAAGCCUGCUCCAUGGAUAACCUCCUGCAGGGGCUGGGGCCAUCUUGUCAAGGCUACCCUGUCGGUGAUACCUCGACCCUGGGGAGUUCAUCUAGCGAGGCCCCGGAUGACUUGCAGCUUAUUGUUCUCAAGUCCAGGUCGCUCACCAGGCCGAGAUCUAAAAACGUUGAGAUAAAAGAGAGGCCUUCCUCCUGUUGUUAUGAGGAAGAGCGGAGGGGAGGAGACUUUGAGAUCAUAAGAAAUGGAAAAAAAGCAGCUGAGAGAAAGAUGAACCCUCCUCAGCCUCCGACCAGGACGGACAGUUUUAGGGCAACUCGGAGUCGCCCGAACGCCGCCAACAAACGUUGCGUCUCUGCUCCCAUUGACAUUUCCAGCGUUCCCUUUUACCAGGAAGUAAAGUCCUCUCUGAAUGUUGAAUCAGGAAUUCAAAACGGCUUCCCUGCACCGGAGGAAUGUGGUGAGAAUUUGAAAGAGGAUACCCCGAACUCGCACUAUAUCCAAAGACAGACUGAAGAAAUUAGACAUAUCAGAUGUGAUAUCAGUGCUAAUAAAGACUACAAUACAGAAACCACCUCAGACACGUCCUCCCCAGUCCCCAUGACUUCUCUUUGUCCUUCCUCCUUACCUGCCGAAUCCUCCAUGGAGGUUCAAGAGCGAUCUCGUAUCACGCACUCAGAGAUCAAGCACUCCCCGACGGGGCUUCACCGGCACAGCGCCCCCGCUAAACUCCUCGCUACACAGCUCCAGUUAUUGGACUGUGAAAGUGACGCAUCUUCAUUGGAGCCUCGCAAUCCGUCGGAUACUUCUGAUCCCUCCUUGUCCUCGUCUAGCAGCCAGUGGUCCUAUUCAUCGCUCCAGCCCACGAGGGAAGACCAAGAAACUUCCCACAACCACCCCAACGGACCGUCAAAUAAAUGUGGAGGUAGCCGUUGCUCCACCCCGGGGUCUGUGUUCUUGGAAGAUGAUGAGGAGAGGCUAAAUGGAACCACGGUUGAGCAUCACCACCCUUGGGGCCGAUCAGCGAGUGUCCCUGGGGAACCAACUGGAUCGUCAAUCAAGGGACAGUUGAGCUCAGACCAGAUACUAGAGAGAGAUUUCCAGCCUCUUAGUGCUGCUGCUAGUAUGGAUACUUUACUGGGAGAGCAGAGAGCAGUGGAUAGAGGUAACAUUGAGGAGAGUAUAGUAGGAGAGGACAUGAAGAGGUCCCCGUCGUCUAAGAACCAUCGCAGGAACCGCCGUCGCAACGAGCGAUUUGCGACCAACCUCCGUAAUGAGAUCCAGAGGAAAAAGGCCCAGCUUCAGAAGAGCCGGGGCCCAGGAGGGUUGCUCUGUAGUGGGGAAACUGUGAAGGAGGAGGACCUCAAUGAGGAAGGGGACGACCAAGACCUGCCUGUCCAGGAAAGGAUUACCAAAGUUGCAUUCGCCCGACCUGUUAGUCCCCAAAUAGAUGCCAUCACCACAGCACCGGUCGAGAAAGCAAGCGAUGUUUUGCAGGCUCAGUCCACAAGCUACACUCAAGACAACAACCUAUCCAGGUCCGUACAGAUUCUGGACCCAGGAGUGCCACAUUUUGGUGUUGGCGUCCGAGUGGUGGAGGAACCGGCUCCUGCUGGUAAAGCCCGUCGCUGGCGUUGGACCCCAGAGCACAAACUCCAACCGGAACCCGAAUCGGAACGACGGUGUAGAAUCUUGGAUAAGGAUCCGUUGGGACUCACAGGAUCACGGCAUGGGGUUUGUGCCUUCUCAUCUUCAUCCUCAUCCUCAUACACUCGCUCCUCUUCUCGGAAGGACGAGUCCGAAAUCCUUCCGUUUGCCGAUAGAAUGAAGUUUUUCGAGGAGACGAGCAAGAGUGUUUCCGGGCUUAACAUGUCGAGUCGGAGGCAGAAAAAACCCGUCCAACAAUCGGAGCACCAGGGAGGGGAGAUUGGUCAACACCCAACCCAGAGAAGAUACUCCUACCAGGGGGGACUUCUGCAGGAAAGCGACCUCCUUUCAAACUCUGUGGAGGCAAGGAGGCUUUCUAUGAGUACCAGCAGGGAGAGGCAGAAGGAGAAGGAGAGAGAACAAGCGAGGGAAAGGGAGGAGAGGGCAAGGGAACGAGGGAGGGAAGAGAGGCUGAGAGAAAGGGAGAGGGAUUUAGAAAUGGAGAUGGCAAGGCUGAGGGAGAGGGAACGAGAGGAGAGGGUGAGACAGUGGGAAAGGGAACGAGAGAGGGAGCUUGAGUUGGAGAGGGAGAAGGACAUAGAGAGGGCCAGAGAGCAGGAACGUCUCGAAAAAGAAAGAGAGGAAGAGCUGAAGAGGGAGAAGGAAAGGGAAGAUGCUCAGCUCAGCUCACAUCAGGAGUUAUAUGGCGUCAAAGACAGAAAUCAAGACUUCCAACACAUCUUCCAGCCAAAGCCUCAGACGUUCUCCCAUAGCCAAACCCAGAAUCAAGUCACUCGAUCGGCUUUCCAUCCCGUCAACACCCCAUCCCAGCCAAUGGAGAGCCAGCAACCACUUCAGCAGGGACACACAGCGAGGAGCUACACACCCACAGAGAUGUAUCCCGCCCGGCAACAGGAAGCGGCCAAGCUAAACAGGAAGUACAGCCUGACUGAGAGGGACUACUCCAGACCUCCAGAGAUCAACAGCCAGCUCCAUCAGGGUCAGAGGAGCCACAGGUCGUCCGAUGGAGAAGAUCGUAACGGAUUCUCCUUCCCACCUCCGUCGGCGCCUCUCUCUCUCCGAGGCCGAGCCAUGUCCGAAAACGACCUCCGCUUCGACAGCAACAACCAACGCUGGUCGCCCUCCAUUUCUGUGUCCGCCAGCCAGACGCUGAGCGAGGUGGAGGAGGGAGGAGGAGGAGGAGGAGGAGGAGGAGGAGGAGGAGUCAUGGGAGGAGAAACUGCUAACACUUCACGGAUGAACAGGAAGAAAACCCCGCCUCCACCGAGACCUCCACCCCCAAAAUGGGAGCAGUUUCACCGCAGACGGGCGUCUAGCCACAGCCUUUUCCCCGCCUCUCCUCAAUCCACCCCUUCAUCUUUAGACCCCGCCCACUCCUCUUCUUCAUGCAUCCUUCCACCUCCUCCUCCAACCGAUACGUCCAGACAGAGGUCCUUCAGUCUUCCUCCACAGAGGCAGGAAGUGUCCGAAAACUGCCCGAGAUGCAACUGCAGCCAAACCCAGGCACUCUCAUCCAAUUUUUUCAGUCCCCAGACUCGUUUUUCAGUGUUUUAUGAUCUUUUCGAUUAA